AUGUCAUCGAUAUCGUAUAGUAAUAUAAGUGUUCAAUUUGGUAUUUAUGUUGGUUUACCGAUUGUUAUAUUUGGCAUAAUUGGUAAUUUAAUAAAUAUUUGUCUUUUAUAUUCUACUCGAUCAAUCCCAAGUUCAUAUUUAUUAUUUCUUUCAUCAUUUUUUAAUAUAAUUGCUUUAUGCGAAGCUCUUUUACCAAGAAUUUUAUCAUUAAGUUUUAGUAUUGACUCAUCAACAACAAAUAUAAUUUGGUGUAAAAGUCGUUUUUUUAUUUCAUUUACAGUUACACUUAUUUCUCUAACAUGUAUUUGUUUUGCUUCAAUAGAUAGAUAUUUUGUUACAUGUCGAAAUAUUAUCUGGCGUAAUCGAAGUAAAUUAAGAACAGCAAAAUUAUUUAUUUUCAUUACUUCUAUAAUAAUUACAGGAAUUAACAUACCAAUUCUAUUUUUCACUACAAUUAUUGAAUCUAUAAAUAUUACUGGCUCAAUUACAAAAAGAUGUUUAGUCAUUAAUUCUUAUUUUCUACUUUAUCAAAAUUAUUUUCUUCGGCCAAUUCUUCCCGGCAUUUUACCUGCUUUAAUAUUAGGUAUAACUGGCUUUUUAACAUACCGUAAUAUUUCUUCAAUUAAUGGUAAUAAUCAUCUACGUGAUGUAUUUCAACGAAGUUUAACUUCAAUGAUACUUUUACAAAUUAUUUUAAUCGUAGUUCCAUUAGCACCUUUUGCAACAAUCAUAAUUUAUCAAGUAUUAACAGCAUCAAUAGUCAAAUCAUCAGAUCGUUUAGAACAAGAAACAAUGAUAUCUAAUAUAUUUAAUAUUCUUCUAUACAUUAGUUAUGCAUCCAAUUUUUAUGUUUAUCUUAUUUCAGCGCCAUAUUAUCGUAAAAAAUUUGUGCAAUUUAUUCAAUAUUAUUAUUAUUAUUGUCAUAAAAAUCAACGAAAUAAUCAUAUUGGAAUUAUGAUUCGAGAACAACCUGAAAUUCAUAGAAUUUCAAUGUCUUAA
Molecule: messenger RNA, 999 nt
Organism: Adineta ricciae
Lineage: Eukaryota; Metazoa; Rotifera; Eurotatoria; Adinetida; Adinetidae
Source: the annotation of a GenBank genome assembly